Molecule: messenger RNA, 486 nt
Organism: Botrytis porri
Lineage: Eukaryota; Fungi; Ascomycota; Leotiomycetes; Helotiales; Sclerotiniaceae
Exons: 4
Coding region: 1-486 (161 amino acids)
Source: RefSeq, a predicted model, not a curated record
AUGGAGUUCGAAGUUACCAAAAAUUUGCAUAACGCUCUCUACUGCAAAAUUGAGGCAGGACACUAUGAAUCGUCUAGAUAUGACGAUCCGGACGAAAAAUCUUCUUGGCAAGUCCAGAUGAUGCUUGAAAUAUACCGACUGUCAUUUAGAUGUUUAGUCUGGAUGGGAGAGAUUCGAGAUGAUUUUGAUUUGACUGACGCAGAAGCGGGAGUAGAAUUUUGUGAAUACAUUGCCAUUCUAUCGGAAUUCGAAGACGCCAACGCAGCUCCCGUCUCAACUUUUUUGGGUUCUUUGAAUGAUUUUAACCGCACUCGAACCUGGACUGUGAACGAGGCUGUUCUUCCAUCGAAUCUGUGUUUAGUCUGGGGCUUGUUGCAUAUGGAGUGGAAUGUAUUGAGCCAGGCAUUAGAAAAUUGGGUAGAGAGGGCUAAACCUGCAUCUAUUCAUUCUGUCUCGAGUGAAACCAACUUCGAGUUCCUUGGAUGA